Arabidopsis lyrata subsp. lyrata is the source of this 1153-nucleotide messenger RNA. Its product is annotated as protein PHLOEM PROTEIN 2-LIKE A5. NCBI's taxonomy places the organism in Eukaryota, Viridiplantae, Streptophyta, Magnoliopsida, Brassicales, Brassicaceae. Gene Ontology annotation, biological process: signal transduction. The coding region runs from base 71 to 682 and encodes 203 amino acids. The transcript has 4 exons. The record is from RefSeq and is a predicted model, not a curated record.
UUACAAAUAAGACACUUUUUGGUGUUUAAAUAACAAAGCAUGUGCUUAAUUUCAUAGGUACUUCCGAACGAUGACAUUCUUCUCUCCCACUCAGGUGUUCUUGAACUACCGGGGAGAGCAACUGCGUUACAGCUUCGUGAGCCACCUCGUUGAUGCUUUUGAAAGGAAUGAGGUAAACUUCUUCGUAGACAAAUACGAACAGAGAGGCAAAGACCUCAAAAAUCUCUUUCUUAGGAUCCAAGAAUCGAGGAUCGCGCUGGCCAUCUUCUCUACGAGAUACACCGAGUCGAGCUGGUGUAUGGAUGAGUUGGUGAAGAUGAAGAAACUUGCUGAUAAAAGAAAGCUCCAUGUUAUUCCAAUCUUCUACAAAGUGAAGGUAGAUGACGUUAGAAAACAGACAGGUGAGUUUGGCGACAACUUUUGGACGCUCGCAAAGGUUUCAAGUGGAGAUCAGAUCAAGAAAUGGAAAGAAGCCUUGGAAUGUAUCUCCAACAAGAUGGGUUUGUCGUUGGGAGACAAGAGCUAUGAAGCCGAUUUUGUCAAGGAUGUUGUUAAGGCGGUUCGGACUGUUGUAGCAGAAAUUGGUCUUGAGGAAGAAGAGAAUCCAUUUGGGAAAAAGAAGAGAAAGGAUUGCAAAUGUGAACUUCCUGAUUUCAAGAAAAGCAGAACCAAAAAGUUGUGACAUUCGGAUUAAUCAAUUAAUUAAGGGCUUAUGUCACCAUUCUCUGUUUCCCCUGUAUCAAUCUUUCUCUUGAAUACAUAUCAAUAUUUGAAUAGCUAAAAUCGAGUGUGAUAUGAUUUGUUACAAAAUUCCUCAACUUCUUUUUUUAAGUUUGUGUUAUAUAUUCAUUAUUCACUGACGACAUCCAGCUUGAGAUCCAACGGUAAUCAAAAAGAUGACUAUCAAUCUAUAAUCUGCUGAGCCUCUGUUUUUUGGAUAUGUGACGUUUUAGUGGUUUCCUUGUGAUUCCAUUAUUUCAAGAAGCCCAGAAGGAGUUAUUCCGUUAAGGCUGCUAUAAAAAAGCUAGGGAUGAGGUAGAAUAGAAAGACAGGUUGAUUAAAUUUUGUAACACUCAGAAUUUUGAUUCUGCUUUUAGUGAAAAUCUCAUAGACAUGCCAAGAGUCUCGAUCACUAAAAGAUAAAAUUUGAUCG